Oncorhynchus gorbuscha (pink salmon) is the source of this 510-nucleotide messenger RNA. RefSeq lists its product as uncharacterized. The transcript has a single exon. The coding region runs from base 1 to 510 and encodes 169 amino acids. The record is from RefSeq and is a predicted model, not a curated record. Lineage: Eukaryota; Metazoa; Chordata; Actinopteri; Salmoniformes; Salmonidae.
AUGUUCAUGUUCUACAUGUUCAUGUACUACAUGUUCAUGUACUACAUGUUCAUGUACUACAUGUUCAUGUACUUCAUGUACUACAUGUUCAUGUACUUCAUGUACUACAUGUUCAUGUACUUCAUGUACUACAUGUUCAUGUACUUCAUGUACUACAUGUUCAUGUACUUCAUGUACUACAUGUUCAUGUACUUCAUGUACUACAUGUUCAUGUACUUCAUGUACUACAUGUUCAUGUACUUCAUGUACUACAUGUUCAUGUACUUCAUGUACUACAUGUUCAUGUACUUCAUGUACUACAUGUUCAUGUACUUCAUGUACUACAUGUUCAUGUACUUCAUGUACUACAUGUUCAUGUACUUCAUGUACUACAUGUUCAUGUACUUCAUGUACUACAUGUUCAUGUACUUCAUGUACUACAUGUUCAUGUACUACAUGUUCAUGUACUUCAUGUACUACAUGUUCAUGUACUUCAUGUACUACAUGUUCAUGUACUACAUGUUCAUUUAA